AAUGUGCUUUAAAUGGCAAAUAGCGCGAGGUAAUUUAUUACGCCUAUCGAUGGCCAGUCAAGUUGUGUUUGAUUUUGGGAUUUGGUAGACAUAACAGUGAAAAUAACGGAGGAAAUCAUCCCAGACUAGCAGAGAUACAAAGGAAGGAUACAGUAAUUGGAAUAAAUUGAGGUAUUUUUAAUUUGUUAUGGCGUGGAGAUGCACUGUUCAGAAACCGCGGCAGGUCAUCGUUGUAGCUCUACUGACGUCCAUAUUUUGGUUUGCGCUCAAUACCGUAAUACUUGUUUCAUAUCAGCUAAAUAUUCCUUCACGAGAUCACAAAAGUUACAUUAUCUCUGAUCAGAGAAACAAAGAUGAUUGGCUUGAAUUUGAGCAAAAGUCAAAGGAAUUAGCCAGCGUAGAGAAAUUAUUGCCACGUGGAAUUUCAGAGAUCGCACUCCACGGCGGAGAGAAACUCGACACCAUAAACACUGAGAUAUCAAAGAUACUGAAGUAUAAGUCAGAUCACGACAGGCAAUUGAUUCAAAAUGGACUCGUUAAAAAUGGUAAAAAGGAAUCAGUGGAAAAACUACGGUUCAAAGAAGAUACUAUAACAGAAAGCAAAAGGAAAAAACCUAAAGUUUUAAAUCAAAAACUCAUUUCGUCAGUGAGAUCCAUUGCCGAAGACAACCCAAGGAAAGAUUCUGCCGACACGAAUAUUGGCGUCGCAAGAUUCCCGACACAUGACCCGAAUGGUCCGGGGGAAAAUGGCAAAGCUGUGAGGAUAUUAGAUAAAGAAAAAUACAACGAGAAGGCUGGUUACGAUAAGUACGCUUUCAACGAAUAUGCCAGUUCUAAAAUUUCUCUUGACCGAUCUAUUCAGGACACUAGGAGUCCAGGAUGCGUGAGUAAAUUGUACCAUGUCUCGGACCUACCUACUACAAGUGUGGUGAUCUGUUUCCAUAACGAGGCAUGGUCCACUCUAUUACGCACUGUUCACAGUGUGUUAAACCGCUCGCCCCCAGACCUCCUGCACGAGAUUAUACUCGUCGAUGACUUCAGCACCUUUGAUCAUUUGAAAAAGCCGCUCGAAGAUUACGUAUCAAGGCUCACUAAGGUCCAUAUCAUUAGGACAAAAAAGAGAGAGGGGCUUAUACGGGCUCGUCUUCUUGGAGCCAACGCAGCUAAAGCCCAAGUGUUAACAUUUCUUGACGCUCAUUGUGAAGCAAACGUGAACUGGUUAGAGCCCUUACUAGAAAGGAUCCGACAGGACCGUACCAUUGUUCCUGUGCCAGUUAUCGAUAUUAUAAGCUCCACAGACUUCUCAUACUCAGGGACACCAGCCGAAGUUAUUGGCGGUUUCAGCUGGGACAUGCAGUUCAACUGGCAUUCAUUACCUCUGAGUGUUCGAGACAAACGCAAAGACUCUAGCGAGCCAAUCAGGACUCCUACAAUGGCAGGAGGGCUGUUUUCUAUUGAUCGCAAGUACUUCUUCGAAUCUGGCUCUUACGACGAAGGAAUGGAAGUUUGGGGAGGAGAAAAUCUGGAGAUGUCCUUUCGAAUUUGGCAAUGUGGAGGAAAAAUAGAAAUAAUUCCAUGUUCUCGUGUUGGUCACGUGUUCCGCUCUCGUUUUCCAUACAAGUUUCCGGGUGGCUAUCAUGAGGUCACGGUGAAUCUUGCACGUGUUGUUCACGUAUGGAUGGAUGAAUACAAAAAGUUCGUGUUUAUGAAGAGACCGGACUUAGAAGGAGUCGAUCAUGGAAACUUGACAGAGCGCUUGGAACUCCGUGAGCGGCUUAUGUGUAAAAGCUUCAAAUGGUACUUGGAUAAUGUUUAUCCUGAACAAACUACCCCAAGAGAGGAAAGUCACGCAUAUGGGGAGGCUCGCAAUCCUGAGACUGGAAUUUGCCUUGAUACAAUGGCCAGGUCUAUUGGCUCUGAACUGGGUGUGUCUCCUUGCCAUGGGAUGGGUGGAAAUCAGCAUUUUGUUCUAACGGACGAUGGGGAGUUGAAAGCUGGAGUAAAAGAUUCAUUUUGUGUUGGAGGAGAGUCUGACAGUGUGUAUCUUUUUUCUUGUGGAGAAACCAGCCAACAAUGGGAACUGUCAAAGGGUACCCUUCGUAACACGCAUCAAGAAAGAUGUUUAGAGCUUCAAGGAGAUGGAAAUACAGUGGCGAUAAAGAACUGUAACAUGUUACCCAAUCAGAAAUGGGCAUUUUCCAAGACCUCCUAGGCCUACUUGAAAUAUAGCAAAUUGAAAUAUAUCUUUUUUGUGAGAAAUUUAUAUGAAACAUUUUAAGGUUUUUGCUGCCCUCAAAGGCAGGUUUAUUUAUAUCAGUAGCUGCAGAAAAUUAUUUCAAUAUGCUCUCCUCAAUAGCCUAAUGCAAUAUCGUUUCGUUCUAUCUGCUGUCAGUCUUUAUCUUUUUCACUUCAUAUGGCUGAGGUUCGUCGAACCCGCAAUAUACGAAUUUGUUGCCUGACUUAUAAACUCCCUUAUAUCUAGCGGGAAACUCCAAAAGAGUUAAACAUUACACACUCACGACACAGAUCAGAUCUAGUCCCCGAUUUCUUUCUUACGGCACCGUGACACACUCACUCACUUUUGCCUCAAACAAUACAAACUGAUUUUCAUCUUUCCGAUUUCUCAUAAAGUCUACAGUGCAUUCGUUUUUUUUUUAGGAACUUCUACUUUAAAAACAGUAAUAAAGAUAUUGAGGCAUUUGCCUGAGUUUCUAUUACCUUCAUUUAAGGGUUACGUUUUUACGUGGA
Molecule: messenger RNA, 2748 nt
Organism: Pocillopora damicornis (cauliflower coral)
Lineage: Eukaryota; Metazoa; Cnidaria; Anthozoa; Scleractinia; Pocilloporidae
Product: polypeptide N-acetylgalactosaminyltransferase 1
Biological process (GO): protein O-linked glycosylation
Cellular component (GO): Golgi apparatus
Molecular function (GO): polypeptide N-acetylgalactosaminyltransferase activity
Source: RefSeq, a predicted model, not a curated record